UUCGCAAGCAGAAAGCGGCCGCAGUCAGCGCCGUCAACUGGGCCGCGCGGUUCCCCGGAUGCUACUGUUCGUGAGCUGACGUGCUCGCCUUCCCACUUCCGUUGUGCUGCCCGUACGCCAGCGUUAUGCAACAGCUGAGUCGCAAGCUGUGAAGCGCCGAGCUAAAUCGCAGAGGCAGCUGUACUUCGUGACUCCUCGUUUGUUAAAAGGAUCUUUGCGACGCGUUUCAUUGCUUGGCCAGCAGAACUCAGUAAUUCCGGAAAACGUAGUCACCGGCACCGGAAGAUGUUUCGCGACGUCAGCCCUGCCAUGAUGAUGGAGCUGAGCCAUAGUCUGACGCUAAAUGAAGAGGCCCUGCGUCAGAUUCCGGAGGCCAAGAGACCAGUAUUUGUAUUUGAAUGGCUUCGCUUCCUCGAUAAAGUUCUUGUAGCAGCACAGAAAUCUGAUAUCAAAGGGUGCCAGAAAAAACUUGUAGAGCAAUUGACUCAACAUAUACAGGAAUCACCUGGUCCACCUACAAGAAAAUUGAUAGCACGAUGUUUAGCAACACUCUUCAGUGUUGGUGACACAUUUUUGCUGUUCGAUACUGUCAACAAAUGCAAUGAUAUCUUGAAAAAUAAAGAUGAUUCACCAAGUUUUCUACCAACGAAGCUGGCUGCAAUAUGUUGUGUUGGGUGCAUGUAUGAAAAAUUAGGCCGCAUGAUGGGCCGAUCAUAUGAAGAAACUGUGCAGAUUCUUGUCAAAAGUUUGAGAAAUGCUGAAUCGCAGACACGAAUUGAAAUUAUGCACACAUUAGAAAAGGUGUGUGCUGGAAUGGGUAGUGCCAUUUCUAAUGUACACAAGGAGAUUUAUAAAGCUGCUCGGCAUGGUCUAACAGACCGAGUGAUGGCAGUGAGAUGUGCUGCUGCAAAGUGUCUUCAAGAACUGCUAACUCAUGCUCAGUUCUUGUGCACAUCAGAACUAGAGAGCCUGGCUAGUCUGUGUUUUCGUGCCUUUGAUGGUUCUAAUUAUGAAGUAAGAUGUGCUGUAUCAAAACUCCUUGGUUCAUUGAUUGCUGCAACUCAGCUGAUGCAGAAAGGCAACAGUUCCAGCCAGCAGAAUAAGGGUAUUAAACCACUGUCACUGGAAGAAGCACUUGGAGUUCUUAUGACGGGCUUUCUUCGUGGUGGCAGUGGUUUUCUGAAAGGCACUGGUGAAAUGAUUAAAGGAAGUUCAGGAGUGAACAGAGAAGUGCGUGUUGGUGUGACACAUGCAUAUGUGGUCUUUGUUCAGACAAUGGGCAGUGUGUGGUUGGAGCGAAACUUGCCUACUCUCCUGGCACAUAUUCUUGAUUUGGUUGCAAACCCUAAAGCAGCUUCAUCACAUGUUGAUGCUGUUUACUCUCGCAAGUGUAUAAACUUCAUUCUGCGUAGUCUGCUGGGAAAAAUGCUGGGAGAAAAAUCACAGGCAUCAGCAUGCAAAGAUCUUGUCCAUAUAGUAGUGAAACAAAUGAAUUCAAUGGAUUUUAAUCCAGAGAAUGCCAAAGAUUUUAACCAGGAGACUCUUUUUAGUCAGCACCUACUAGUGUGUGCCUUGCAGGAGAUUGGCAGCUUAAUUCAAGGCCUAGGAACAACAGCAGUUUCUCUCGUUACAGAUCAGUCAUUAAAUCUGAUUGAUGCAACCUUGGCUGUGCUUGUCCAUCCAUGUCAAGCUGCUAGACUAGCUGCAGCAUGGUGCUUGCGGUGUAUGUGUGUAGCUGUGCCCAGUCAAACCACACCACUUAUUGAUAAGUGUUUGGAAGGAAUAGAGAAUAUGAAGACGUCUCCUGAGGGUAUAGCAGGCUAUAGUGGUGCAUUAGCAGCUGUUCUAGGUAGUGUGAGAUUAUCACCACUUGGAGUACCUCACACAAAAGGAAAGGUGAUUUUUAAUACAGCUGAAGAAUUACUGCGCAGUGCAAGUCAAAACAGCCGGCUUUCAUUGAACCGGACACAAGCUGGGUGGUUGCUAAUUGGUGCUAUAAUGACACUAGGAGUUCCUGUCGUUAGGGGAUUGUUGCCACGUAUGCUGUUACUUUGGAGAAACUCUUUCCCUCGCUCAAACAAGGAACUGGAUUCUGAGAAGGCAAGGGGAGAUGCUUUCACAUGGCAAGUGACACUUGAAGGCCGUGCUGGUGCACUUUCAGCAAUGCACAGUUUUCUGCAGAACUGUUCUGAGUUAGUCAAUGAUGAUAUCAUCAGGCGUUUGCUAACACCUGUUGAAUCAGCUCUUGUCAUGCUGACAAAUUUGACACAGAUUUUGAGAAGCUAUUCUCAGCACCUUAAAGCUCCUGCAGCCAUGGUUCGAUUACGAUUGUAUGAGACACUUUCUAUGCUGCCUCCACAUACCUUUGAAGGUUCUUAUACACACUUGCUUCGUAUGCUUGUGGCAGAAUUCACACUCACAGAAAAUCCUGCAAAUACAACUACCUCUCAGUUGCGUGCAGUGUGUCAUGCAGAUGACUCAGUAAUACUAGGAACAUGGCUUCAGGAAACAGAUCAUCAAACAAUUGAAGAUCAGAUGGAGCCUAAUCGAAGGACUGAUGGGGACCAUCUUCAACCAAAUAGUGCAGCUGGCUCUGGUGCUUUAGAACAUGAUGUCUGCUGUCUAUAUCGACCUAUUCCAAUGGGUGAACUUGUACCUGGCCCAUUACCCCUUGGAGUUGCAGUAAUAGAUGCUUCAGUUGUCUUGUUUGGGCAAAUUUUUCCAAGAGUGGCAAAUAAACACCGACUGCAGAUGCUGGAUCACUUUGCUGAAUGUAUCCGUCAUGCUAAAUCAUCGAGACAGGAGGCAGUACAAAUGAAUGUUUUCACAGCAGUGCUGAGUGGUCUCAAAGGUCUUAAUGAAACAAAGACUUCUCUUGGCCAAGAAGAAGUUAAGAAAUCAGCUACAAGUUUAAUAAUUGGCACACUGAUAAGCAGUAACCCAGUGCUAAGGUGUGCAGCUGGUGAAUCACUGGGACGAAUGGCCCAAGUCGUGGCUGAUGCACGCUUUACUGCAGAACUAGCACAGACAAGUUUUGACCGGCUGAAAUCAGCACGAGAUGUUGCUUCACGAACUGGCCAUUCCCUGGCACUGGGCUGUCUGCACCGGUAUGUUGGUGGUAUGGGUUCAAACCAACAUCUAAACACCAGUGUCAGCAUUUUGCUGGCAUUGGCACAAGAUACCACCUCCCCUGUUGUUCAGGUUUGGUCACUUCAUGCUUUGGCCCUAAUUGCUGACUCUGGAGGUCCAAUGUUCCGUGGAUAUGUUGAACCAACUUUGUCACUUGCUCUAAAAUUAUUGCUUAAUGUACCACAAACCUAUGUCGAUGUUCACCAGUGCAUUGGGAAAGUUUUAUCAGCAUUAAUAACAACUGUUGGACCGGAACUUCAGGGCAACACAACAUCAAUAUGCAUGGCACGAUCAUCAUUUCUUUGUGCCUGUGCUAUUAUGCAAGACCAUCAAGAUCCUUUAGUGCAGGCUGAAGCUACAUCUUGCCUCCAGCAGUUGCAUCUCUUUGCACCACGGCAUGUUAAUCUCUCAUCUCUUGUCCCUACCCUCUGUAGGACUUUGUCAAGCAAUCACCUUCUUCUUCGUAAAGCAGCAGUUUCUUGCUUGCGCCAGUUGGCACAACGAGAAGCAAAAGAAGUGUGUGAACAUGCAAUGACUUUGGCCAAUGAGAAUCGAGAGACCAAUGUAGUAGAAGGCUUGGUGAUAACAGAGAGUGGCUUACCAGGUGUGCUGUUCUCCAUGUUGGAUGCAGAGACUGAUGGUCAUCUUAUCAAAGAUAUCCAUGACUCAUUGACAAGCAUGUUGCAAGUAAUGGCAGCAGAAAAUUUGUCACAGUGGCUCUCACUGUGUAAAGAUGUCCUUACAGUUGCUACAGAAUCAAGUAUAGGAGAAGAGGUCAUAAAUGUGGCUGUCUCAACUGAAGGAGAAGAUAUUGAAGGAGAUGAUGACCAACUAAAGUUCCAUGCUGAAGAUGACCAGGUGACUCAUCCUGCUGUUCAACCCCGAUGGCCAACUAGAGUUUUUGCUGCAGAAUGUGUCCGGAGAAUAAUCAUUGCUUGUGAGGGCAAUAAAGCAGCUCAUUUUGAUCUUGCAUUGGCCAAGGAAAUGCAGCUUACUAAAAACAGAGGUGAUUACUUGGUGCUACAUCUGUCUGACCUUGUGAGAAUGGCUUUCAUGGCAGCAACCAGUGACUCGGAUCCAUUGAGACUAGAAGGUCUUAAAACUCUUCAAGAGAUUAUUGAUAAGUUUGCGAAAGUCCCAGAGCCAGAAUUUCCUGGCCAUCUUCUCCUAGAACAAUUUCAAGCUCAGGUUGGUGCUGCACUGAGACCAGCAUUUGCUCCUGAGACACCAUCACAUGUAACUGCCGCAGCAUGUGAAGUGUGCAGCGCAUGGAUAGGCAGUGGCGUCGCAAGAGACCUGAAUGAUCUUCGUCGCGUUCAUCAGCUUCUUGUUUCAAGCUUGACCAAGCUACACCAGGACUCUGGAACAGCACAGCUGUACAAUGAAAGCCUUGCAACUCUUGAGCGUCUCUCCAUCCUCAAAGCAUGGGCAGAAGUUUAUAUAGUUGCCAUGGUGGGGGAUAACUCAGCACCAGAGAAAAUGGAUGCAAGUUUUGCUUCAUCUGACACGAUGCAUGAAAGCAGAAGUGAGGAUGACUUUGGUGAAUUUGAAUUUCGUGGAGAAAGUCUUCUUACACUUGUACAACCGGAACUAAUCAGUUUGUCACAUUACUGGCUUGCAGCUCUCAGAGACCAUGCAUUACUCUCACUUCCCUCAGAAUUUGCAAGCCAGUUACCUCAUGAUGGUGGUGCAUUCUAUACUACAGACACCAUGGAGUCAUCUAGACCAUAUUACUUAACUUCAUGGCCUCCAAUUCUUCAUGCAGCAGCUUUAUGGCUAAAUGCAAGUGGAUUUGAAGAUAACAGCCAAUCUCCAAAGAAGUCCUCAGAAUGCCAAGAAAGCAUUGUUAAAAAGAAAAGUAUUUGUGAAUCUGGCCAUGAUCGCUUCUACCUUUUGUUUGGUAUCUGUAUGGAAGCUCUUUGCAGUCCUCGUUCAGUAGAACCAUUGGAAAGCAUUAGUACAUGUUUACAAGCCUUGUACACUCUUUUAGAUUCAGUUUGGUCUCGUCAAGUACUUACAAGUGAUGAAAAGCUUCCAAUUGAACUUUGCAAUGUGCUUCAUAGGCUCUUGUUGACCAGAGACAGUCCUUCAACACAGCUGUUGGUGAUGGAGGUUCUAAAGCAAGUUUUGACAGCUGCACAAGAGUGUCUUGAUGUACAAAAGAAGAAGAGACUGAGAGAAAUGGUUCCUGCAAAUCAAGAUUCAAACAGCUGCCCAGAGGUAGACUUACUUGGUGAAGGUGGUACUAAAGGUGAUUUGGUUCCUGGGCAAUCACUAGUAUUUGCCAUGCUUGAAGUGUGCUUGUGUGUGCUGGUGCGGCAGCUACCAGCUCUGAAUCCUUCUCCAUCACCAGUGAUUUGCUCAGCUGUGCGCACCUUGCAUUUAACAGAAGAAGCUGGUCGACUUAUGUCUGCUGCAGUUUCGUGCAUGGAGAGCCUACCGAAACUGUGCUCUCCACAAGGAGCAGUAGUUGUGUUGCCAACUAUUCUGUAUUUGACAACUGGUGUCAUCAAAGAGACAGCAACCAAAAGCAUCCAUGAUCCAAGGAUUCUUGCAUCAACUGUCCCAGUUUCAUCAGCUCUGCAUUGCCUUAGAUCCUUGUGUAGCAGCAAGUAUGCUACAGAUGCACGUUCAUGUGAAGAAUGGAAGCAGCUGCUUCAGAGCACCCUUGCAAAAAUAUUGGACCUUGCAAAAACAGGCUCUGAAGAGACCAAAUUAGAUGAAAUAACAAUGCUGUUGGCAAUUGCAGUAUUUGUACUACAUGCUCCUUCAGAUGUGGUUUGUGUACCAAAUCUCCAGUAUCCUUGUAUUAAUCAGUUCCGUCACUGCUUGCAAAGUGACAAUUUACAAAUCAGACAAAGAUGCAUUCUGACUAUGCGUACCAUAUUCUCUCACCCUGACCAAAAUGUUGGAGUACCUUAUAUUCAUGCAUUAGCUCCCCGCUUGAUUGAAUUUCUCUAUACUGAAGAGAGCAGGCAACUUGCAUCCGAGGCAGAACUACAGAUUACAAUGGAGUGCAUUCAGACGGUGGAGACACUUACAUCCCUCACAGAGCCACAAUGCAGGGUGGAGAUGCUGUCACUGUUGGUUCCCAUCUUGAUCAGUUGCUUAUUGGAGGGUCCUGCUUUCAAAGAAGCUAACAAAUUCCGCCAGAUGCUGCAUGAACAGUGCCUUCAGAAAUUAAUGAAGAUUGGUCCUCAGUAUCCACAGGAGUUUAAGUCAUUAAUGAGUCAGUCAACUGAACUACGUUCAAAACUGGAGUCGGCUGUAAGGUCAAGUCAAAAAAAUCAACAGAAAUUGAGAGCUGAUAGUGCCACAGCGAAGACCUUUCCUUCACAGACACCAACAAUAAAACUUAAAACUGAUUUCAGCAAUUUUUCUUCAUAGUAUCAAAAGAAAUGAACUGUUGUGCGUUUUGUAAGAGCCGUGAGAUAGAGUGAGAAAUUUGGGAAGUAUAAAAAAAAAAAAAAGUGAAUGGGUGGGUGGAGGGGAAUGUUUGUUUGUGUAAUUAUAUGACCUCUAUUUCUCAGGAUAGUUUCUUUGAGUGUAACUCUGAACAAAUUCCAACUGUCCAAAUGGAAAAUUAAUUUUUCAAUAGUCUUCUAUGUCAUGCUGUGUGGACAGGUUCCUUUUGGUUCCAUAAUGCUAGGUAUCAUGGGAAAACCAUUUCUUAGAUUUGCUACUGGUUCUUCAAUUGAUGUUGGAUUUUAGGAUCUUCUUCAAUUGAUGUUUGAUUUUAGAAACAGAGACAACUGCCUGAUUUGUUUUAAGGAAAAAAAACCAGCAUUUCAGUAAUUUAAUGACGGCAUUCUGAAUUCAUCUGCAUUUAUUUAAUAUACACAACAUGGUGGUUGCCAAGUGUAAGUGUUAUUUAUUGUGUUUCAGUCAGUAUGAUUGCACCUCCACAAUCUCGCAAAAUGUUUAGCUGACUGGUUUCAGUGCACAAAGUUUGAUGAUAAUAAUGAACGAUAUUUAUGAAUAAAUAUAUUAUAGACUAGGGCCACAGAAGGCUUUGCAUAUCAGAUUCCCGUAUCUGAAAUCAUUGAUGUCAUCUGUAAGUGCAAAUUGAGCACAUCAAAUAGAAGAGAGACUUGUGAAAUGGUACCAUAAAGUAUUGGCAGAGGGCUGUUAUGUUUUACCUUAGGAAUGUGAAGUAAUUUUAAUGCUGACUUAAGACUGAGCUAAUGCGUUAAGGUUUGACAUUGUAGAGAGAGAGAGAGAGAGAGAGAGAGAGAGAGAGAGAGAGAGAGAGAGAGAGAGAUUUGUGUGUGUGUGUGUGUGUGUGUGUGUGUGUGUGUGUGUGUGUGUGUGUGGUUUGAUAUAUAUUUGUAUGUUUCGCAUAUUGUGUAGAUAAGGUUCUAAGAAUGUGUAAAAAUAACAACUAAACAAUGUAUCAAUAUGUAGGAAGACAAGAUAAAUGUAACUGGUAAGAAAACUACAGUGAAUCAUUGUUUUGAAAGGUUCCACUCUGCUUUUGCAACAGUGCCCCUUUCCUUAGAAAAUGCAACAGUUAUUGAAUACCUAUGUGUUUUCCAGUCAUACUUUUGUCAUUCCUUCAACACUAAACAGUAUCACAUGUUCCACACCCUAGGUCAAGUAGUUAGUUUGCUACAAAACCAAAAUAAUUGGUUUGCUUCACAUCUGCUAUUCAGCUGAUAGUUGAAAUCAUUAUUGGGCCAUAUGGCAAAUGGCAAAUUAAACACAGAAAAACCUAACCACACUCUUCAAUAGUUUGAAAUGAUAUUUUAAAAGAUAUUAUCAUGACAGAAACUAUAUCAUAUAAAGAAUAACUCUCCUGAAUGUGGUCACAAAACGUCUCCAGAUUCUGAAAUACAGCAGUAAAUAUAGGCAUGAACAAUAGCAACAGGCAUCAAAUUAAGAAGGAACAUAAUACCAGUCUUUCCAUCACAAGAGGAUUUUUUACUUGUAUGCAGGAAAAAGAAAAAUGAGAGAAAAUGCACAUUUUACUAGCCAGUGCAAACAUUUUAGAAUUCAAGAGUGAACAAGCAAGAGUUUAACAUCCUUUCCAUCAGUAAUUUUACUGUUUGUACUGUUCGAUUCAACAUAAACCACAAAUCUUCAUAACCACCCAGUACACUAUCACUAUGCACAUUUGUAAAUCAGGUGAUCUAAAAUUGUUUAACAAUUUUUGUUGUUUUUACUGACCUCCACCCUGUCUUUGCUAAAUCAUGCCACUUCUAUCAUCACCACUGUCACACUAUUUAUGAGUAAUUUAUUCUACUAUGCCUAAUUGUGGCCAUUGCUUGUAAGAAAUUAAAAACUGGAUUUUAGUUCAUCUUUCAGUGCUUCAAUCAUUGUUAAUUUUGAAUUAGGUGCUGUAUAUACUCACCAUAGUCUUCCUGAUUUGAAUUACAUUUAAUUCUUGCAUUUGGUAGCUGAUGCAGUGUGAAUUUCCUGCACUGUGUGAGGAAUACUGAUACAUUAACUUCCAAGACCUAAAGAGCGGACAAUACUUAAAGUAUACCACAGCUACAACACCUAUUACUCCAAACUUUUUGUUGAAUAUAUCAAGAUCAUAUUUAUGACUGCAUGAGACAGAAUUAAUAAAGCUUUCAUUGUUCCUUUAUAAGAAGAAGGUGCUAUACAUUAGUGCUACAUGAACAAACCAUAUGAGUAUUGUUUGAUUCUGUAAGCUUUGACAACAAAUACAAAAUGCUACAAUUAAUUAUUAAAGACAAGCCUUCACAAAAUGCAAUGAAAAGACAAGAGACAUUAUACAUUGAUACUUUCUUAUGUAUAUAGUUCAACAUAAUGAUGAUGAACAGUGUGAUGUGAAUGGUAUUAUGAUGAGAGAGGAAGGGGGGAGGAGGAGUGGUUCCUUGGGAAUCUGGCAGAGAGAGAACUUCAUUUUUGUAUGAGUCUGUGAAACCAAACUUAAGACAUUGGGGUGUCUUGUAUGCAGUUGCUUUCUGUGCUGCCUUUUAUCACCACCACACACAACUGAUUUGCUCACUUUCAGUUACUUAUUUACAUACAGGUAUCAUUUGUCAACACAUCCACCAUUGUUUCCAUGUAGUGUAAUGAGAUACACUAUUCUGCUCCACCACAUGGUCAUUGAGCAAUGUGAUAUCUCUAGUCUUCCUCUCAGUUUCACUAAAAGCUGAAUGAUUUGUGUCUGUUGCUUAAUUUCCAUUGAUCCUCAACUGUAUAAGAAUACAGAAAAAAAGACAACUGUGUAGUUAAUGUAAUUAUUAUACAUAUCGGUGAAAGUGCACAGCAAAUUGUAAAGUACUGGAUACCUAGAAUAUUUUGUAGCUGUGUUAAUGUAUUCAAUUGAUGUGUCAGAAUACUCUGUUUUUAAUGUCUGUUUUAUGACUUCCUAAACCAACAAAUAAAUAAAUAAAUUAUAUUUGUUCUUCAGAAUUGAUGUUAGAAGUAAAUUUAGAGUUUUGUUAAUGAAAUGUGAUUUUGCAGCAAUAAAUAAGUGUACAAUAAUGGUUAACUAUCCUAGAGCAGUUUUUGUAAUCAAAUUAAAGUAACUGAGUCAUGUUUUUUAA
This is a messenger RNA of Schistocerca gregaria, 9647 nucleotides long. Its product is annotated as HEAT repeat-containing protein 5B. Gene Ontology annotation, cellular component: membrane; Golgi apparatus; endocytic vesicle. NCBI's taxonomy places the organism in Eukaryota, Metazoa, Arthropoda, Insecta, Orthoptera, Acrididae. Bases 286 to 6516 code for a protein of 2076 amino acids. Gene Ontology annotation, biological process: endocytosis; intracellular protein localization; retrograde transport, endosome to Golgi. The record is from RefSeq and is a predicted model, not a curated record. The transcript is spliced from 37 exons.